Strongyloides ratti is the source of this 1773-nucleotide messenger RNA. Its product is annotated as Pleckstrin homology domain and Pleckstrin homology-like domain-containing protein. The transcript is spliced from 4 exons. Lineage: Eukaryota; Metazoa; Nematoda; Chromadorea; Rhabditida; Strongyloididae. Bases 1 to 1773 code for a protein of 590 amino acids. The record is from RefSeq and is a predicted model, not a curated record.
AUGGAAUUAAUAAAAAAUAAUUUGUUAUGGAAAAAUUCAUUGUCAUCUUCAUUAUAUUCUGGUGAUACAUUCAAAAAACGUCUAGCACCAUCAAUAUAUGAUAAUUUUUUGACAAAUUAUGGAGAUAUACAAAAUAUUACAAUGCCAGAGUAUAUAAAUGUUCCAAAUGACUUACAAAGAUCAUCAAUGUUAGGAAAAAAAAAAUUUUUUAAGACAGAAAAUUCUACUAUUAAUCAUAUAACAACAAAUAGGCAAAUUUUAAAUGUUAAAGAUAAACAUGGAAUUUUAAGAAGUUUAUCAUUUCAAUUUAGUCCAUUUCGUGGAACAAAAAUUGUUGAUACAUCACCAUCACAAACAAAUGGAACAUCUACCUCUAAAAUGAAUAAAGAUAUUUUUAAUAAAAAAUCAGAUGAAUUUGGGGAAGUUGGACCAUUACUUGGUGUUCAAAUGUAUGGAUGUUUAUUAAAAAAAUAUAAAAAGAAAAAUAGGCCUGUAAAAUGGAAAAAAAGAUUUUUUAUUUUAAAAGAAUGUUUUUUAUUAUAUUAUUCAUGUAGUGUUAAGAAAGAAUUUGAAUCAACAAGAAGGAUAAAUUUACAUCCAAAAGGAAUUAUUCCAUUAAUUGGUUGUUCUAUUAUCUCUGGUGGAGAUGUUGGAAAAAAAUAUUGUUUAUUAAUAACACAUUGCCAAUUUGAUUCAGCUAUUAUUGUAUGUGCUACAGAUAUCAAGUGCCAGGAGAAUUGGUUUAAAGCACUUAAAGAUGCUACAAAAAUAUCUUAUAAAAAUACACUUUAUGGAGAACAUAUUAUAAGAGAACUAGAGUCAAAAGGUAAUUUAUUAAAUGAAGAAAAAAAAUCAAUUGAAGAGAAAUUUCAAAAGGAAGCUUUAGCUAGACAGGAAGAAAAAGAACGAAAUUUUGAAUUAGAAAAAAUGAGAGAGGAACUAGAAAAGGAACGAGAAAAAUUAGUUAGAUUAACAAUGAAAAUGAAAGAAGAUAUUUCAAAAGUUAAGAAUGAUUUAACUCAAACUAAUGAAGCUAAACAUAAAUUGGAAGAUGAAAAGAUAAUGCUUCUAACAAAAACUGAACACUUGGUAACAAAUAUGGAAUGUCUAAAUCUUGAAAAGACAAAAAUUGAAGAUCAAAUGAAUCAAAUAUUACAGGAGAGAGAGAAAUUUUUACUAGAAAAUCAAAAUUUAUCUUCUGUAACAUGUCAAUUAAAAAAUAAAAUGCAAGAAAUUGAAAGUAAAACAACAAAAAUUGCCACAGAAAAAGAAAAAAUUGAAUGUUUAAUGAGGUUAAAUGAACAGAAGACAGUUGAAUUAGAAAGAGAAAGAGCUGUAUAUACAAGACAAACUAAAGAGUUACUACAAAAUCUUAAAAUAAUUAGUGAACAAAAGGAGAUGACAGAAGCUGAAUUAAAAGAUGAAGUUAUUGCUAGAAUUGGGGCUGAGCGUCAAUUGUAUGCUGCAGAAAAAGCUUUGGAACACCUUGAAAAUGCAUUGAAACUGACAGGUGCUCAGAUGGCAGAACUCCAGGAACAUAUCAUGCCAGAUGUACAUAAGUUAAGAGAAUUUUUUGAAAAAUGUGCAAUUGAUGCAAAAUUAGAAGCUCAAAAAUCAUUAGUUAUGAGGAAUGCUAUAUAUGCAAGAAGAUCAUUUCGAAAAAACCCUGUAAAAAAUAGGCCUAAAAAUGCUUUCAAAAGGCACGUAUCAAUGAAAGAAGAUAGAAGAAAUAUGGAGAUCGUAAAGUACAACGAUGACAAUGAUUUUCCAUAA